Messenger RNA from Vitis riparia (riverbank grape), 756 nucleotides. RefSeq names its product protein NRT1/ PTR FAMILY 7.1-like. The record is from RefSeq and is a predicted model, not a curated record. Gene Ontology annotation, cellular component: membrane. Bases 1 to 756 code for a protein of 251 amino acids. The transcript has 3 exons. NCBI's taxonomy places the organism in Eukaryota, Viridiplantae, Streptophyta, Magnoliopsida, Vitales, Vitaceae. Gene Ontology annotation, biological process: transmembrane transport. Gene Ontology annotation, molecular function: transmembrane transporter activity.
AUGAACUCCAAAACAGAUUUCUUCAGCCAUUUCUACUUUGCACUUAACUUGGGGUCUCUCUUUUCCAGCACCAUUUUGGUCUAUUUUGAGGUUUCUGGGAAGUGGAUACUAGGGUUCCUGGUGUCAACAGGUUCAGCUAUUAUUGCCUUAGUAAUAUUCUUGUGUGGCUCACCGGGUUAUCAGCAUAUUAAACCGUGUGGCAACCCUUUGCCCCGAGUUGCUCAGGUAUUCGUUGCUGCCUUCCACAAAAGGGAUGUCGUUGUUCCUGAAAAUGGUGAUGAUUUGUAUGAGCUAGGAGGAUCAGAAUCUGCCAUCAAAGGUAGUAGGAAGAUUCUUCACAGCACUGAGCUUAAGUUCCUAUACAAGGCUGCCAUGAUGAUAGAGGCUGAUAUGGUGGACCCUAAUCCAUGGAGACUUUGCGCUGCGACUCAAGUUGAAGAAGCCAAAUGUGUUCUAAAAAUGUUGUCAAUAUGGCUAUGCACCAUCAUAUACUCUGUUAUCUUCACUCAAAUGGCCUCUCUAUUUGUCGAGCAAGGAGAUGUGAUGAACAGAGAGAUCGACAACUUCGAGAUUCCAGUUGCCACGUGGAGAUACAGAAAUGUCACAGGUAAUAUCCGGGUCUUUUAUCGGUGCUGCCCACUCAGAAAGGAGGAGCUAUCAGCUGGUAUUGUGACAGUUGUAGACUCAGAUAUCUCGCUAAUGGUGAUUUCAGUGUUGGGUGGGAUGCCAAGUGUGCUGAGGAACAGGCAUGAUUGA